Periophthalmus magnuspinnatus is the source of this 1362-nucleotide messenger RNA. RefSeq names its product bone morphogenetic protein 10-like. The transcript has 2 exons. Gene Ontology annotation, biological process: SMAD protein signal transduction; BMP signaling pathway. The coding region runs from base 1 to 1323 and encodes 440 amino acids. Gene Ontology annotation, molecular function: growth factor activity; cytokine activity. NCBI's taxonomy places the organism in Eukaryota, Metazoa, Chordata, Actinopteri, Gobiiformes, Gobiidae. The record is from RefSeq and is a predicted model, not a curated record. Gene Ontology annotation, cellular component: extracellular region.
AUGGCGUCUUGGGUUUUCUUCAGUCAUUGGUUCGUUAAUUGUAUCAUCUUUCUGUUGUUGAAUGAUCUGAGUUGGAGCGGUCCCCUCCGGACGCCUGGGAACCGUCACAGAGCGUUCCAUAAAAGAGACGGUGAGCGGAUCUCCCAGUUUGUCCCUGAGGAUCUACUGAGUCAUUUUUUGUCCAGUUUGAACCUCACAGAGCAGAGGGCCCAGAGCAGAGGCCUGGUCCCUGACUCCAAGGAGCCUCCGCAAUACAUGAUGGAACUAUACGAAAGGUUUAACGAGGACCACGCUGCUGCUCCUUCUGCCAACAUAGUACGCAGUUUCAAGAAUAAAGAUUCACGCCUGUACCGUGACACAGCUGGGGGCGUACGGAUAUAUCCUCUGCUGUUUAACGUCUCUGUCCCUUACCACGAGGACAUACGAUUAGCAGAACUACGUUUCUUCAUCCAGAUCCACCAGCCUCACGGAGCACAGCAGGGUCCAGACUGCAUAGUGACCGUUUAUCAUGUGCGAGAAGGUGUGGGGUGGUCAAGAGGGGUGCAGGGGGACAUGAGAAACACGGAUAAAGACGAGGCGCUGGAGGGAAAAGAUUCCGAGGAGCUGGUGACAAAGCAUGUCAGAGAUAGUGACUGGGUGUCGUUUGACCUGACUCAUGCGGUCGCACACUGGCAGAGGAGCGGCUGUGCAGAACACAGACUGGAAGUUCAUAUCACAAACCUGGGGCGACAAAGAGCAGAAACCCUGUCGGAAAACUUGAAUCAAAGUUCAGAUAAGAAACACAAUGCUGCUAUGAUCAUUUUUUCAGAUACUCAGAGGCACGAAAAGGACGCAAAAUUGAAAUUAAGGAGUGAACAUGAGCGUAACCUUGUAGAAAACGUGGCCAGAGAAAAGCUAGAGAAUUACAACACUGAUCAUGUAAACCAGGCUGAACUGGAGUCUGUGGAGGAGCGGAAUUCUAACUUUAUCUACGACACACCCUCCAGAAUCCGCCGCAGUGUGAAGAGUGACGCGUGCAAAAGGAUGCCCUUGUUUGUGGAUUUCAAAGAUAUCGGCUGGGACACGUGGAUCAUCCAACCUCUGGGCUACGAGGCCUACGAAUGCAAAGGGGAGUGCUACCCACCUCUGACCUCUGAAGUCACGCCCACCAGACACGCCAUGGUUCAGACUCUGCUGAGCAUCAAGAACCCCGAGCGGGUAUCGCGGGCAUGCUGCGUACCCACCAAGUUAGAACCCAUCUCCCUGCUUUACUAUGAAAACGACGUCAUCACUUUUAACCAUAAGUAUGAAGGCAUGGUGGUGGCAGAAUGUGGCUGCAGAUAGUGCUGCGUAACCAUAGAGACAAUAAGACUGUGAACUGAU